Messenger RNA from Microthlaspi erraticum, 654 nucleotides. NCBI's taxonomy places the organism in Eukaryota, Viridiplantae, Streptophyta, Magnoliopsida, Brassicales, Brassicaceae. The record is from the annotation of a GenBank genome assembly.
AUGGAUGUUGAGGAGAACGAGAGGCCAGAGUCGGAGGAUGAGGACGAUGACGAUGAUGAUGAGGAAGAUGAGGAGGAAGAAGAAGAUGAUCCAGGGAGCUGCGAGAUUGAUGGUGAGGAGAGGCCAAAUGGGAUGAGCAACGGGAACUGUGAAAAGCUGGAAGGUGUUUUGGAGAGCGAAGCUGAUGAGGAAGAGACAGAGACGGAGACGGGAAGGCAGUCAAAUGGGGUGAGUGAGCAUGCUAAUGGAUUGCGAGAUGAACAUCUGAAUAUGGACGAUGAAGAAAACCUGGACAGUGAAGAGGAAGAGAAAUACGAAGAGGAUGGUUUUCUUAUUGAUGCUACGCUGGAUAUUAAUGAGGAAGAUGAGGGUGAGGGCGCAGAAGAGGUGGAUGAAGGCGAGGAAGAUGAUGGCGAGGGCGCAGAAGAGGUGGAUAAUGAUGAGGGAAACCUUAUGGUGCAACCGAGGAAUUGGGUGCAAAGGGUCAGAAAUGGAGAGAUUGAUGGCCCUGAGGAAGUGGCUGAGGCGGGAAGAGAACCAAAUUGGAUGAGUGAUGUUGUUGCCAAUGGGUUUCAAAAUGUGGACGAUGAAGAAAACGAUGACAGUGAGGAUGAGGAAGUAGAAUAUGAGGAUGGGCGCAGAAGAGGUGGAUAA